Messenger RNA from Clonostachys byssicola, 1509 nucleotides. The record is from the annotation of a GenBank genome assembly. NCBI's taxonomy places the organism in Eukaryota, Fungi, Ascomycota, Sordariomycetes, Hypocreales, Bionectriaceae.
AUGGCUACCUCUCCCGCAGCAUCAUCACGGCGCAGCGCUGCGUCAUCGGCCGCCUCCCUCAAACGCUCCAACGACAGCCGUCACCGUCAAUCGUCAUCCUCCUUCUCCGACACCAUCCCCGUCGACACCCUCGUCAACCACCUGCUCGCUGCGAAACGUUCCCUCUCGACCAUUAGCGUCGUGUUCCGCGCCAAUGAACUGGCCACCAACGCACGCAAUGAGCACGAGGAUGCCGCCAUCCUCGCCGCCCAGUCGCGCUUCUUGCGCCGCUCCAUCCUCGACCAGACGGCCAUUCUCGCCAGGCUGAGGCGCAGCCUCCAGGCGACGUACAACUGGGGCACCAACGACUUCAAAUCCCUGAUUCAUACCAUGGAUGAGGUGGACGGCUCUCUGGGUGCCAUGAUGAGUGUGCUCAGGGCCAAGAAGGUGCAGAGCUCCCUCAGGCCGUCAGGUGAAGAGCCAAAGACCCUACUGGAUUUCGUCGACGAAGAAAGUGUACACAAGCUGCGAGAUGCCAUGAAGAAGAGCAUUGAGGAGCUGCAGGGCGUCCAACAAUCCUUUGACGGAGACCUACUACGCCUCGAUACCGAUAUUCGCAACCUCAAGACCAUCAUUUCCGAAGCUUCGAUCUCGCCGUCGGGCACCGACUCCUCCAACAAGCCUCAGGUUCCGAUGACGGAGCGAUUAGACAAUCUCGUCUCGUACUCGGCGCACAUGGCGUCAAACUUGGCUUCUUUGACGAACCACUUCGACCUGUGUGUCACCGCCAUCAGGACGACCGAGGGCGCAGCGGCUCUGGCCCGCCGGAAAGCCGCCGAGACGACACAGCCCCAAGGCCCAGAUGGCGUUUCCAUCUCCGGCGUGAUUGCUGAGCAGGAAUCCAACGUUUCCGACCUCGAGCCAAAGACCGCCCGCGAUCGUGCUGAGAUGCUCAAGGUCGUUGUGCAAGAUGCUGGCGAGGUUGACGACGUUGUCGGCGAGAUACACGAAGGCCUGAGGAUGAUGGAGCAAGAAUACGGCGACUUUCAGGAGCAGGUCGCCCAAACGAAAAAGGCAUACGAAGGCAUGAUGCAGGCGUACAUCGCCCUCGGCGAGAUUGGCGAGCGCCUGACCGACUACCUUGCGGCCGAAGAGGAUUUCAAACAAAGGUGGGAAAUGGAGAAGGAGGUUGUCUUCUCGCACCUCAAAGAGAUGCACGAACUGAAAGAGUUCUAUGGGCGCUACUCUGGUGCGUAUGAUGGCCUCGUUCUUGAGGUCGAGCGUCGUCGCAAUGUCAACGAACGGGUGGAGGCGAUCUGGCGCAAAGCCCAAGAAAACGUCAACAAGAUCAUGGAUGCCGACCAAUCCGCUCGCGACACAUUCUACACCGACGUUGGCGAGUAUCUACCCACAGACCUAUGGGAUGAUAUGCAGGGGCCUGCCAUCAAAUGGAAGGUCAUUCGCGAGCGGGCAGAUGAUGCCGCAAACAUGACGCGACAGAGUCCGACGGGAUCCGCCAGAAGCGGAUAG